This is a messenger RNA of Dibothriocephalus latus, 1413 nucleotides long. Lineage: Eukaryota; Metazoa; Platyhelminthes; Cestoda; Diphyllobothriidea; Diphyllobothriidae. The record is from the annotation of a GenBank genome assembly.
AUGACUGCUGGUGGGAAGGACUCUGAUGCUGACCUCUCUGUAGACAGUUUUACGGAAAAUAGUUCACCAGCAGCUCCAAGAUUCAGAAUUGCAGGACUGAAGAACUCCCCGCUAGAAUUAGACGCACCUACUGUUCCUUUGCCUUCUCAGGCCCUCAAGUUGUCAGACGAAUCUUCGCCAGACACAUCCCUCUCGUUGGAAGACAUUUCUGCUCGGCUAUCCAUGAAUACUUCAUGUUUGAGCGAUCAUCUACAACACAGUCUUUCUUAUGCUAAGACACUUGAAUUGCGGGCGGCUCAUCUCUCUAAUCGUUUGAGUACUUCUGCAAAUUUAUCAAUGAGCCCCCGCUUGCUCUUUGCAUCGGAGACUACAAAACCGAAAGUUGAAGAGCAAGUGCAGGACUAUCGUAGGAGAAAUGUCAUUGUGGAUGAUAUGAACAUGCAAGCUUAUGCUUCAAUUAGCCAACAAACAGUUUCAAGCGUCGACCGAAUACUCCGCUUCUCUGAAGUGUGCCCCGAAGUCAUGAACAAUCAGACACCUAACCGUUUCAUUUCUAAAUCACGUCAUGGCUUCAAAAGACCAGAAAGUUUGUCUAAAAUGUUGAGCCCAAUUUUUAACUGCACUCUGGUCGGUUCUUUUUCUUCACUGGAAGAGUUAUCUAGAACUCAACUGGCAGUUUUGUAUAAAGGACGGCAUCGGCUGAGUGGAGUACUUUACUGUCUUAAGAGGUCCCGUUGCGAAUUUGAACUUGAACGUUCUCAUGGUGGCACUAUUUCCGAAAUAUUCAACGAGGUUCAAGCACUGGCACUUCUUCAACACCCCAACAUAGUACGAUAUUUCUCCUCCUGGUUUGAAGCAGACUCCAUAUUUUUGAAACUCGAAUAUUGCCUUGGCGGCAGUCUUUUUAACUACUUGCACCCACAGCGUUCUACGGAUACGUCGGAGGUUGUAAUGGAUCGCAUGUCUGCCAACAGCUUGUCUCCCCAAAAUAGCACCAUUCCGUCAGCCGAAGAGUCUCCCCCUCGCCAUCUUUCGGAAUCUGUCUUAACCGUGUUAGCCGUUCAUAUAACCAGUGCGUUAUACUAUAUGCACACUACUUGGUCUAUGCUAGAAAAGCCGGAGUCCCAUCUUGCGUCUGCCAAGGAGAAAUCUGACUGGGAUGCCAAAGAGCUUUGCCACACGCUCCUACAAAACGGGGACAUUUCCGGGUUUAUCUUCAAGCUCUCAGACUACGGACGCGCGUCAAGAGCUGGAGAAGAUCGAGAUGGCGAAAAUUUAGGCGAUGGUCGUUAUCUCCCUCGUUUAAAUGAUCCAAGCCCGCCUGCUUGCGCCGCAAUGGGGAGGGACGUCUACGCAUUAGGCAUAACCCUUUAUCAUGCUGUAGGUACUUCUUAUAACCUUACCUCUUCCUAA